AUGUUGACUCUUAAUGCUACGCAACUAAGUGGCGUUCGUUAUUUAUUGGCCAAUAGAGAAGCAGUUUGCAAGUUUCUUGUAACAGAAAUUCUGUCUCGUCUUCAAGAAACCAAGUCAAGUGAUACUCUGAAUGUAAGAUCUGUCCAAGGGGAUUCAAAGAAGGUUAAAUAUGAAACAUCAGAACUCAGACUUUAUGAAGUUCUGGAAGAUCCUCCUAUUUGCAACCGGCUACUUCAGUACAAAGUUCAUAAAGAGCGUCAAGACAGCAGCAGAUUUGACAAAGGCACACCUCAGACAAUGAAGUCUCUUACGGAACUGGUGAACCGUGGCGUUGAUGUGAAGCUGGAUGUCCCUUUUGAGCUGUGGGAUAAACCGCCUGCAGAAGUCACAGCCUUAUUCAAGGAGACAAAUCUUCUCAAGGGUGCUUGGAUGAAAAAUCUCCAAAUCAACCAAAACAUUCUCCAGAAUCACACCAGUCGGAUGAGUUAUAAUUUAUGUACAACACAUUGGCGUCACUCUUGA
This is a messenger RNA of Schistosoma haematobium, 522 nucleotides long. RefSeq names its product Protein canopy 3 (gene CNPY3). The coding region runs from base 1 to 522 and encodes 173 amino acids. Lineage: Eukaryota; Metazoa; Platyhelminthes; Trematoda; Strigeidida; Schistosomatidae. The record is from RefSeq and is a predicted model, not a curated record. The transcript has 7 exons.